AUGAGGAAAGCAGAGGCCCCUGGAGACUCUUCCCCUGCCACCCCCCCUCCCCCCAUAACAAGUGUUUCAGGUGUGGGGCUGUGCUUGGUACGUAAUGUAUUACAUCUCUGUAACUACUGUUCAGCUACUGUGUUUAUAGAAAGAUCGGUGCAAAUAAUUGAUUUUUACCACUUUGUAAAAGCUACAGUUGAUAUUGCUUAUGAAAGUGGAGAACUUCUGACUAUCCUGGUGAUUAUUUUAUGUCUUCUUGUUUUCUCUUUCAGCCGGGUGGCUUUACCAUGCUCAGUGCAAGAGUAUCAAGUUGGGCAACUUUACUCUGUGGCUGAAGCUAGUAAAAAUGAAACAGGUGGCGGUGAAGGAAUUCAAGUCUUAAAGAAUGAGCCUUAUGAAAAGGAUGGUGAAAAAGGACAGUAUACUCACAAAAUCUAUCAUUUAAAGAGUAAAGUCCCUGGCUUUGUAAGGAUGAUUGCUCCAGAAGGCUCCUUGGUGUUUCACGAGAAGGCCUGGAAUGCGUAUCCGUAUUGUAGAACAAUUGUGACGAAUGAAUAUAUGAAAGACGACUUCUUCAUAAAAAUUGAGACCUGGCAUAAACCGGACUUGGGAACACUAGAAAAUGUGCACAAUUUGGAUCCGAACACGUGGAAGAGCGUUGAAGUUGUUCAUAUCGACAUUGCAGACAGAAGUCAAGUAGAACCAGGAGAUUACAAAGCUGAUGAGGACCCAGCAUUAUUCCAGUCAGUCAAGACCAAAAGAGGACCUCUGGGGCCCAACUGGAAGAAAGAGCUUGCAGCUGAUGAAGACUGUCCUAAAAUGUGUGCUUACAAGUUGGUGACCAUCAAAUUUAAAUGGUGGGGACUACAGAACAAAGUGGAAAACUUUAUCCAAAAGCAAGAAAAAAGGAUAUUUACCAACUUUCACCGCCAGCUGUUCUGUUGGAUUGACAAGUGGAUUGAUCUGACCAUGGAAGACAUCAGGAGAAUGGAGGAUGAAACCCAAAGAGAGCUGGAAGCGAUGCGUAAGAAGGGUUCCGUCCGAGGCACACUGGCGGCUGACGUCUAGAGGAGUUCUCUGUAGGUUCAGAGGCAAAAACAAGCCGUUUACGUAACCAAGGCCAAGUGAGAGGAACAAGUGCUGCCAAUGAUGAAUGAUGAUGGAUGUGACCUGCACGCAGUGUUGAUGAUAUACAGAUGUGUGUGUGGAUGCAUGAUUAUUUGUAUAUAAUUAUAUAUACACACAUGCAUACUGAGGGGUUGUUACAGUGUCUCCAGGGUACUAUACCUAUCUUCAGCAAAGAUGCAAAGGAAACUGCUUUCAUUAUGUAUACCUGAAGCAAAUAAAAAUUGACUGAAUAGUGUCAUUUAAAGGAU
Messenger RNA from Gavialis gangeticus (Gharial), 1367 nucleotides. RefSeq names its product phosphatidylinositol transfer protein beta (gene PITPNB). NCBI's taxonomy places the organism in Eukaryota, Metazoa, Chordata, Crocodylia, Gavialidae. Gene Ontology annotation, cellular component: cytoplasm. The transcript has 12 exons. Gene Ontology annotation, biological process: phospholipid transport. Gene Ontology annotation, molecular function: phosphatidylcholine intramembrane carrier activity; phosphatidylinositol transfer activity; phosphatidylinositol binding. The coding region runs from base 1 to 1059 and encodes 352 amino acids. The record is from RefSeq and is a predicted model, not a curated record.